AUGGUCAAGUCACUCGUCGGCGCCCUCGCUCUGGCAGCGCUGCCCUCGGCCCUCGCCUUCCGCAACACGUCGCCCUUCUUCCUCUUCUCCACGGCCGACCUCCUAAUCCCCAACAACGACGCCGCCAUCGCUGAGUCAUCCGAAGUCACCGUCGACAUCCUCAAGGCCCUCGAGCACUGCCCGACCAAGUCGUACAUCAUCAUCGAGCAGGAUGGCGUUUCCGCCGCCGACUACGCAGACGGACGCGCCAUGCCACAACUGAGCCAGUACAUGUCUGGCCAGCACUCCGAAGUCAAGUCGACUGUGGCGAUUCCCGACGUUGUUGGCACUGUCGAUGCGGGAGCCCUCGCCGACCAUCUGGUGUCCAAGUGUGGGCAGGAUGGUGGAUUCUUCGGGCGAACAACCAACCCAGUGCGCCCAGGCUCGCAGGCGUUCCGCAUCGAGCAACUUCAACGCGAUGACACCAAGUUCGACAACCUGAUUGUCAACUCGGCCAAGUCCCAGGACUACACCUUCAUCUACAUCACCACCCCUCCCACCGAGGCGCAAGCCAAGGAGUCGCUCGAGCACCACACCUACGAGAUGGAGACCUCCUUCCCAGAGUCCGUGCAGAUGGAGCUGAAGCGCGAUCUCUCUUCGCAUGCCAAGCGGGCAAACUCGACGGAGGGCGGCCUGUUCGAGAAGUACCAGUACUUCACACCCGGCAUCUUCAUGGGAUUCGCUGCCAUUAUCCCGCUGUUCCUCAUCCUUCUGGUCGGCAUCCGAGCCCUCACCAGUCUCGAGGUUUCAUACUUCGCCUUUAGCAAGGAGAUGGGCCCCAACGCGCAGAAGAAGCAGUAG
Molecule: messenger RNA, 840 nt
Organism: Alternaria ethzedia
Lineage: Eukaryota; Fungi; Ascomycota; Dothideomycetes; Pleosporales; Pleosporaceae
Exons: 3
Coding region: 1-840 (279 amino acids)
Biological process (GO): fungal-type cell wall biogenesis; (1->6)-beta-D-glucan biosynthetic process
Cellular component (GO): endoplasmic reticulum membrane
Source: RefSeq, a predicted model, not a curated record